AUGGCUCCCCUACCAGCUGCCAGGCUGGCCUCCUUCGAACGUCCUUUUACUCACGUCGGGGUGGAUUUUUUUGGUCCAGUGACGGUCAAAAUCGGACGUAGUCACGCUAAGCGUUGGGUGGCACUGUUCACAUGCCUGACGAUCAGAGCAGUGCACCUCGAAAUAGCGUAUAGUUUGAGCACAGAUAGUUGCAUUUCAUGUUUUCGUCGCUUCGUCGGUCGUCGUGGAGCUCCUCUCGAAGUCUAUAGCGACAACGGUACCAACUUUGUAGGAGCGGAAAGGGUACUUAUGCGGCAAAUUAAAAGUGACAUGGCGGAGGCGUUUACAAAUGCUAAUACAAAGUGGCUUUUCAACCCUCCUUCGGCCCCACACAUGGGCGGAGUUUGGGAAAGGAUGGUGCGAUCCGUUAAGGCAGCGAUCGAGAGUAUAGAUACGGGAAGAAAGUUAAAUGAUGAAGGGUUUUUGACGUUGUUAAUUGAAGCAGAGAGCAAUGAAGAAAUUGAAGAUCUGGAAACAUUCCUAGAGUUAAAUGAACGUGACUAUAGUAGAUUACAGUUAACAACAAAAAUGAUCAAAACCAUCGAAAAAUUACAAGCACAGUUUCGUGAAAAGCCAGAAGACUGCAAGGAACAUGAAGAAUGGGUUGAAGAGGUGUCGAAUAACGAUUCGGAAUAUUGUCAGGAAAAUGCAGUCUCCUGGGAUGCUGAUAAUCCUUAUCAUGGCAUUUCACUCGAGGAAGUUAGCAUCUAG
Wyeomyia smithii (pitcher-plant mosquito) is the source of this 750-nucleotide messenger RNA. RefSeq lists its product as uncharacterized. The record is from RefSeq and is a predicted model, not a curated record. The transcript has 2 exons. Gene Ontology annotation, molecular function: nucleic acid binding. Lineage: Eukaryota; Metazoa; Arthropoda; Insecta; Diptera; Culicidae. Gene Ontology annotation, biological process: DNA integration. Bases 1 to 750 code for a protein of 249 amino acids.